UGGGCAAAGAUGUGCCAGCUUUGGACAAUGCCAGCCCUGCUGCUGCUGCUCUGCUGCCCAUGGGCCAGUGCCAGUGCUCUGCGGGGUGAGAUUGUGGGGGGCCACGAGGCACAGCCCCACUCGCACCCCUACAUGGCAUACCUGAAGAUCGUAGAACAUGGGUACUGUGGGGGCUUCCUGGUGGCCCCUGACUGGGUGAUGUCAGCUGCACACUGCCUGGGGAACACCACAGUCAUCCUGGGGGCUCAUGACAUCACAGAGCCAGAAAAAUCCCAGCAGGUCCGGGGAGUGCUCAAGUACUACGAGCACCCUGAGUACAACCCCAUCACCUAUGCAAAUGACAUCUUGCUGCUGCAGCUGACAUCAAAGGCCACUCUCAAUGAAUACGUGCAGCCCAUCCCUCUGCCCAGGACUGGCAGCGACCUCCCCACAGGCACCAAGUGCAUGAUUGCAGGCUGGGGUCUGAUCGACCAGGACAGGGACACCAGCAAGCUCUUUGAGACCCAGGUGUCAAUCUACAGCCGCAGGAAAUGCAGCCUCUUCUACCCACAGCUGAAUUCUGGCAUGAUCUGUGCAGGCAGCUUCCACCAGCUGAGGGAUUCCAGCCAGGGAGAUUCUGGCGGGCCCCUGGUGUGCAAUAACGUGGCACAAGGAGUUGUUUCCUUUGGCUAUGAUUCCCCACCCGGGGUCUACGCCCGCAUCUCCAACUACCUGCCCUGGAUCAGAAGAGUCAUGAAUAAAUAGUGGCAGUGGCAGUGGGAGCAUUUCUCCAGCUCUGCUGUGCCCUGGACACUGCAAAUCUUCCUUCCUGCCCCUGUUGAAGGGUCAAAUCCCUGCUGUGUCCUCAGGAACACAAAUGACUUGCUCAGGGCACCUUCACUGUGUUGUGGGGCUGCUGUCUGUCCUUGCCUGCUGUCUGUCCCCCUGGCAGGGGCAGAGAUGGCCCCAGAUGGCACAAAAAGAGGCUGUGCCACAAGAAACCCCACUUCCUUCAGAGAUAACCCUGUUCCUGCUUGA
Zonotrichia albicollis (white-throated sparrow) is the source of this 1017-nucleotide messenger RNA. RefSeq names its product mast cell protease 1A-like. Gene Ontology annotation, biological process: proteolysis. Gene Ontology annotation, molecular function: serine-type endopeptidase activity. NCBI's taxonomy places the organism in Eukaryota, Metazoa, Chordata, Aves, Passeriformes, Passerellidae. The record is from RefSeq and is a predicted model, not a curated record.